Tachysurus vachellii is the source of this 2592-nucleotide messenger RNA. RefSeq names its product collagen, type IX, alpha 3 (gene col9a3). The transcript has 32 exons. The coding region runs from base 44 to 2083 and encodes 679 amino acids. NCBI's taxonomy places the organism in Eukaryota, Metazoa, Chordata, Actinopteri, Siluriformes, Bagridae. The record is from RefSeq and is a predicted model, not a curated record.
CUGGGGGAUCCACUCGUCUUCCUUCAGGGAACGGACGAGAGCCAUGGCCAUGUUCUCAGCUCUGGGCUUUCUUCUUCUCUGCCAGCUUUUGGCAUCAUCCCUCGCUCAGCCACAAUUACCGCCACCUGAUUCUCGUGGGCCACCAGGACCACCAGGACUCCCGGGCAAAGAUGGCACCGAUGGAAAACCAGGACCGGCCGGACUUCCUGGUAAACCUGGACCUAAAGGGAAAGCUGGAAUUCCAGGAAUCGCAGGAACACCUGGACUUUCUGGACUUCCUGGAAUAGACGGUCUACCGGGUCCUGAUGGGCCUCAGGGGAAGGACGGACCUCCAGGACCAAGGGGCGACGCAGGACCUCCUGGACCACCUGGACCUCCUGGCAGAGGGAGACCUGGAGCUCCUGGGCUGCCUGGAGCUAAUGGACUGCCUGGUGGUGUAGGACCUCAGGGACCUCCAGGACCAGAAGGACUUCCAGGACUUCCAGGUCUUCCAGGUCCAGAUGGGCCACCUGGUUUACCUGGAGCGCUUCCCGAGGGAAAUGGUGAUGCACUGUGUCCUGCUAUCUGUCCACCAGGACCCCCGGGGCCUCCUGGAAUGCCCGGUUUCAAGGGACACACAGGACACAAAGGAGACAAAGGAGAGCCAGGGAAAGAUGGAGAGAAGGGUGAACAAGGGCCACCUGGGCCUUCUGGAAUCCCAGGAACUGUUGGUCUACAGGGACCUCGAGGUUUGAGAGGACUUACAGGUCCAGUGGGAGUCGUCGGAGACAGAGGUUUGCCAGGUUUCCGGGGCAAGCCCGGUAUUCCUGGUGUCGUCGGAAAAACAGGUGACGCCGGAGAGAAAGGACCCGUGGGUUUUAAAGGACCUAAGGGAGAAAUUGGUAAAAUAGGCCCUAAAGGUCUGCCUGGACAUCUGGGCCCUAAAGGAGAACCUGGGAUGCCAGGCAGAGAUGGUAAAGAUGGCGCUCAGGGAUACGACGGUGAAAAAGGUGAUGCAGGGAAGCCGGGAGUUUCAGGAGAGAAAGGACCCAAUGGUUUACCUGGUUUGCCAGGAAAAGCUGGAGUAAAAGGUGCCAGAGGAGUUGUUGGUGAUCAAGGAAAGACGGGAGAAGAAGGACCAGCCGGAGAGCCAGGUAUUCCUGGUGAGAUUGGCAUUCCAGGAGAAAGAGGUGAAGCAGGACCCAGAGGCAUCGCUGGAGGCAUUGGAUUAAUUGGAAAUCCUGGACCUCAGGGAGUCAAAGGAUUCCAGGGAAUUAAAGGUGCUCUUGGAGAUCCUGGUCUUCCGGGUCCAACUGGACUGAGAGGGGACUUUGGAGACCGAGGACCAACAGGGGCUUCAGGACCGAAAGGCGAGAUUGGAAUGGCUGGAAGUGACGGCUUGCCUGGAGAGAACGGAGAAGCAGGUCCAUUCGGUCCACCUGGCCAAAAAGGAGAACCUGGGAAGACUGGUGAGCUGGGUCCUAAAGGAGUAACAGGACCACAGGGAGAGACCGGACCAAGAGGGCUACCUGGGAAACCUGGUCAGAUGGGUUUCCAUGGAGAACCGGGUCCUCCUGGUGUCGCUGGAAAGACUGGUGUUCCUGGAAAACUGGCAAGUGAACAGCAUAUCAGAGAACUCUGUGGUGGCAUGAUUGAUGACCAGAUUGCUCAGCUGGCUGCUCACCUGAGGAGACCAUUAUCUCCAGGAGCUGUGGGUCGACCGGGUCCGGCCGGACCUCCUGGACAACAAGGAGAACCAGGAUCGAUGGGACUUCCUGGAUCUCGCGGUCCCCCAGGAUACAGAGGACUUCCAGGAGAUCUUGGAGACCCUGGUCCUAGAGGUGAUGCCGGUGAACAGGGUGAUAAGGGAACCGUUGGAAAAGCCAUCGAUGGCCCAGUUGGAGACCAAGGAGAACCGGGUCUCCAAGGAGUACACGGCUUUGUUAAAGACGGACGUGAUGGUGCACCUGGAGAUCCAGGUGAGCCUGGGGAACCUGGCAGGGCAGGAAGUACAGGGCAUCAAGGACCCCCGGGAAUCUGCGACACAACAGCGUGUCAGGGCGCGGCGCCUCAUGGGAAAUCAUCCAACCCUAAAAACCAUUAAACACAGACGCCGUCGUCUUUUUAGAAACACACCUGCACCCCAAGGAACGAAGAUCGAGCGAGAUUUUUUUUAAUUAAAAAGAUUUCGGGGAGAAAUGAAAAAUGGUGGUUCAUGUUUGGAGUGUUUUAAAGAACUGCAAACGUUGAAUACGACGAACAGGGAUGAGUGAGAUCGGAGACUUCAAACCAAGACUCAACUGUUGAAAUCUUAAGAGCUUUUGAAGUACAAAUUUGUGUAGAUGUGUAAAAAAAAAAAAGAAAAGAAAAGAAAAGAAAAGAAAAACCCUAAAUUACUGAAAUUGUGAAGUGUGUACACUAAAAAAGUUACUCUUCUCGGUGUCCGAUAGCAUAAAAUCUCUAUGUACAGAAUCCUGUUAUGCAACAACUCUGACUUUCUUGACCGAAAAGGUGAGAAGUUUUGACCAUCGUGGUUCUUUUGGAACGAAAAAAAACAAACGUUCCGUCAAAAUCUGUCAGAGAAACGAGAACGCAUCAGCUCUGAAACCGGUG